UAAAAAGCGCCCAGGCCCAGGCUCUUCUUUUUCGCUCUUCACAGGAAGUGCGGCCCGCGCGCCGCUCUGGCCGCCUCUCUCCAUGGCGCUGCGUUCCCAACCGCCGGCGCAGGCGACGGGCUUCCGCUUCCCGUCGCGAUGGCGCGGCCCGGGGCAGCAGCAGUGCGCCGCCUGUAGCUGCUCGGCCCGCCUCCCCUUCUCCUUCCCCCCGUCUCCUAUGGCGGCCCCGCACCCCGAGAAGCUGGAGGGCGGAGUCGGCCCCGCCCCGCCUCCUCCCGGCCCGCCACCCCCGCCGCCUCCCCCGGGCAGCCUCGCCACAGGCCCCGGCCGCAAGCAGGGCAAGGCCGGCCUUCAGAUGAAGAGUCCCGAGAAGAAACGCCGCAAGUCCAACACCCAGGGCCCCGCCUACUCCCACCUCUCAGAGUUUGCCCCGCCGCCGACCCCCAUGGUCGACCACCUGGUGGCCUCCAACCCCUUCGAGGAUGACUUCAGCACCCCCAAAGUCAGCUCGGCCUCGGCUCCGUUCCUGGGCAGCCCGGGGCCCUUCGGGAACUUCCGCGUGCAAGGGGCCAUGGCUCCUCAGGUGCCCCCUGGCUACGGGGGAGGCCCUCAGGCCACGCGCAGGCAGCCGCCCCCCUUCGGCCCCGGCCACAUGGGCCCGGCGUUCAACAUGCCCCCGCAGAAUGCCGCCUACGUCCAGCCCGGCGGGAUGGGCUUCAGCGGGCAGCCGUUCGGGCAGCCCCUGGGACAGAACUUCAGCCCUCCCGGCAGCCAGCUCAUGCAAGGACCUAUGGGGGGCUUCGGGCCGAUGAUCUCCCCCACCAUGGGGCAGCCCCCGCGGGGAGGGGAAGUGGGCCCAGGGCCUGGCCUCAACCCCCCCGGGGGGCCCCCGAUGGCCCAACGCUUCAGCCAGCCGGCCAACAUGUUCGGACAGUCGCCGAUGGUGCGCCCUAAUCAGACCCUCCCCAACCUGCCGCCCAACCCCGGCCCUUUCCCCGGCCCCGACCCAGGCUUCCCUCCCGGCGGCGAAGACAACGGCGGCGGCAAGCCCCUCAACCCCCCCGCCAACGCCUUCAGCCAGGAGCCGCACUCGGGGUCGCCGGCGGCCACCGUGAACGGCACUCAGCCCCCCUUCGCGCCCAACAGCGCUGGCCACCCUGGGGCGGGCACCCCCGAGGCCAACAGCCUCCCGCCGCCUCCCGGCAAGGCAGCCGGCAACACCGGCCACCAACCCCCACCCGGGCUGGUGUACCCCUGCGGGGCGUGCCGCAGCGAGGUGAACGACGACCAGGACGCCAUCCUGUGCGAGGCCUCCUGCCAAAAGUGGUUCCACCGGGAGUGCACGGGCAUGACCGAGAAUGCCUACGGGCUGCUGACCACCGAGGCCUCGGCCGUCUGGGCCUGCGACUACUGCCUCAAGACCAAGGAGAUCCAGUCGGUCUACAUCCGGGAGGGCAUGGGCCAGCUGGUGGCCGCCAACGACGGCUGAGCCCAGCCGC
Heteronotia binoei (common prickly gecko) is the source of this 1499-nucleotide messenger RNA. It is a transcript of the gene PYGO2, whose product is annotated as pygopus family PHD finger 2. Gene Ontology annotation, biological process: kidney development; spermatid nucleus differentiation. NCBI's taxonomy places the organism in Eukaryota, Metazoa, Chordata, Lepidosauria, Squamata, Gekkonidae. The record is from RefSeq and is a predicted model, not a curated record. The transcript is spliced from 3 exons. The coding region runs from base 83 to 1489 and encodes 468 amino acids.